AUGUCUCGCAGGCUGACGUUUCGUGAACGAGCUGCGAAGUCGAUCGCCGCUCAGGGCGAGCAGGCAAUUGAAGCCGGGGACAAUGGAGUUGUGGGGGUUGCCCAGGUCGCGGUCGGAUCUGUUUUCCGCGACGGAAUAACAGAACAAGCUCAUCUUGUUGCUACAGGGGGCGAUACCCAUGUGACUCCUCCGAGACAAACUAUCUCGGUGAGCUCGAGCAACGAGCAAUCGGAAAGGAGCCCGAAGAGAGCUCGAGAUGAUAAUCGAACUCCGACUUUGUCGGGCUCUUUGAACAAACGAUCCAAACCGGAUGUUAGCUCGUCGUUCCGAUUGGCAAUUGAUCCCUUAAAGAACAUUUCGGUUUUGGAUAAUCCCGAAGUGUCCAUGUCGCGCCAAUGCAAGCCUACCGUGAGUCAGACUCCUCUUCCAGAAUUUUCUUUCGAAAGGGAGCUGUUUACAGCGGCAACGGCGGCAAACAAGGAGGCUAUGGAGGCGAACAAGAAACUCCUUGCUCAUUGUGAACAAAGGUUACGUGAAGAACCUCGACAGGAUGAGCUUGAUAAGAUGAAGCGGAUAAUAAAUGACCUUAGUGUUGAGCUCGGAUCGGUGAGAGAAAGAGUCGCUCGUCAAGGCGAUUUGCUUAAGAAGCAUACUUCUCAGGCGGCUUGUGUUAGAGAGCUUGAAAUUAACAAAGAGGAUAUAACUCUGAAACUUCAGCUCGCUAGGAACGAGUUCUUUUCUCUCCAGUCCGAAAAUGCAUCGAUGCUGGAUCAGAUUGCUCGUCUAAAUGGGGAAAGACAAGUCUUAGAGGCCGGGAAGAGUCAGGCCGUUCGUCGAGCUGAACGCGAGGGUCGUCGACAAAUGUCCCUUAAACAUCACGCGAUCCUCUUAGAAAUCAAGACUAAGUGGAAGAAGAAGGAAGAUGAGAGCGUCAAGGAGUGUGAUCUCCAAGAGGUGCUUGCUAACAUCGAGCUCCUCCAAUCGCUGAUGGAUGGGACGGUUGUUGCGGAGGAUGAGCUCCGAAAGUUGAAGGAAGACGAGGGUGGUUUUACAGAAGCCUUUGAGGCAGCCCAGGUUUCCGACUUUUCGAUCGGUAAGCUCGACCUUCCGGCGGUAUCGGAAGAUUCCGUUGUUCGUAUGGAUGUUGGUCCUUCUACGAAUGCUCCAUGCGAUCCGAACGGGCUCGGUGCUGAGGAGGCGAUGGGCGAUGACGAUUGA
Molecule: messenger RNA, 1218 nt
Organism: Microthlaspi erraticum
Lineage: Eukaryota; Viridiplantae; Streptophyta; Magnoliopsida; Brassicales; Brassicaceae
Source: the annotation of a GenBank genome assembly